AUGGAUUUUGAUGAGAAUGCUUGGAUGUUUGGCCAGUUGGUGGCUAUGAUAUUCAUCGCUUUGCCUUUCCUCACUGCCUUUGAAGAAUUCAUUGAUAAGAGAGCCGGGAUAGUGAAGAAGAAAAAAGAAACAGCAGAGGCUGCGGGCAGAGGACGCAAAACUGAUGGUCUUCUUUUGAGGGACAUGGGCUUCCGCGGCACUCCGUAUACCAACUCCCUCAGCUACGACAGCGAUAUAUAUCUGUCGAAAGAUGUGACCAUGACUAAAAGGCAAGGGGAAUGGUCCACAUCCAAUUUAAUAACGCGAGAGGUCUCGGGCGGUCAUGAGGCUCCGGCCCGGCAAGCGGCAAGAUCAGAGCCUUCCCGACCGUUUCUUCCAGGUAGAAGUGGAUAUUAUAGGCAGGAAAGUUAUGGAGCUUGA
Hyaloscypha bicolor E is the source of this 420-nucleotide messenger RNA. RefSeq lists its product as uncharacterized. Lineage: Eukaryota; Fungi; Ascomycota; Leotiomycetes; Helotiales; Hyaloscyphaceae. Bases 1 to 420 code for a protein of 139 amino acids. The transcript is spliced from 2 exons. The record is from RefSeq and is a predicted model, not a curated record.